Haliotis rufescens (red abalone) is the source of this 2988-nucleotide messenger RNA. RefSeq names its product outer dense fiber protein 3-like. Gene Ontology annotation, cellular component: cytoskeleton. NCBI's taxonomy places the organism in Eukaryota, Metazoa, Mollusca, Gastropoda, Lepetellida, Haliotidae. The record is from RefSeq and is a predicted model, not a curated record. Bases 160 to 939 code for a protein of 259 amino acids. The transcript has 6 exons.
CAACCAAUGAAGAUACCAGAAAUCGGUCACAUGUGUUAGUCUCUGGGUAUCCAUGUUUAUGGAGCAACUGUAGGCCCGCAAGCUGACAGUGGUUUAGGGGCGAUAUCUAGGGGUUAUCACGCUAAAAGGGUACACUGCUUGAUUGACACAGUGACCAAGAUGCCGUGUGUUUCACAGAGUACAUGGAAGGAGACCCGCCCGCGGGGGCCAAUUGCUCCCAUGUUCGGAAGUCCCGGACCCCAGUAUGCGCUGCCAGGAUUGAUUGGCGUCAAUGACCACGAUCCAAGGAGUCCCCAUAAGAAGAACCCUGCCUACUCUUUCGGUGUGAGGCAUGGCAAGUUCCGGGAUGACUGUGGCCCUGGCCCGGCUUAUCUGCCUGAAGCUAAACUUUACCGAGACGGCAGAGAUGGGGCUCCCCACUAUUCACUAUACAGUCGCCCCCGGGAUCUCAGUACCCACAAAACUCCUGGCCCAGGGGCUUACAGGCCUGAAAAUGCAGGUCUUACCUCGGCAUGUGUUGGGGCACCCAAAUAUUCAUUUGGAAACAGACAUUUAAACAGGAAGUCAGAUCAUACCCCAGCCCCAAAUGCCUACCGACUGCCUGACCAGCUGGGCAGAACAAUCGAGGGGGGUAAGAAGCAAGCACCAGUAUAUUCCCUCAGGGGACGCCAAAAGAUCGGAAGCUUCCACGAAGACCUGCAAAAGACCCCUGGUCCCGGUAAUUACAACGUGACCGACCCUAACAGAUACAAGAGAGCCGCCCCAGGUUACAGCAUGACUUCUCGGUCUCAGUUGCCAGGCGACACCACCGUCAAACCCGGACCUGGCUCCCACAGCCCUGAACAAGUUUACAUAAACAAACGCUCAGCGCCAUGUGUUAGUUUUGGAAUGCGUCAUUCCCAAUACACAGCGCCACUGAUAGUGGACGUCCGAGACUAAACAACUCUGGAUGUAUGUCAUCUAUUUCAACACGUUUACUCAAAUAAGAAAGAAGCUCCAUGCUAUUCAUUUGGAAUCCGACACAGCCAGUACACGGCACCCUUGAUUGUGGAGGUCCAGGAUUAGUGCUGCCGCCGACGUCCAGCUGUGUGUGCAGCCAGCCUGCCGGCCGGCCAAAGAGUCAGAUAUUAACCAAUAGUAUUAUCACAAAAGAACUGCUGAAUAUAUUUGUCUGUCAGACAAUACGAGAAACUGAUGCAUUAUGCUGAAGUACUUUGACUGUCAUCAAAGAAACUCAAUCAUUCAUUUGACAAAGCUUUAAGAAUGAGAUGCAAUCCUACUUAUUAACAGACAGAUUGAUAUUUAUAAUUGUUAUGACUAACUUGAAUGGUAUAUCAGUAUGAAUCUUUUUGUUGAAAAAGAAAAGCAGUAAAAUCUUUCUACCAAAUGGGAAAUAUGGCUGAAGGUCAAACUGUUGAAGCUAGACAUGUUAAGUAAAAUAAGAGAUCUAAAUAAAAUAUACCUACAUAGGAAUACCCGGUAAGGAUACUGCAUUUUGUUCAGUGACAUUCAUUAGUGAAAAUUUGUUUAAAACUUCAUCGCUUGUUAAAACAAUUGCUACGCAAAUACUUAUUGUUUCAGGUAAUAUUUUAGACUGUUUAUCUUUUGUCAAAGUACUUUCUUGAAUCUGUGUAAACCAUGUUUAAGAUUUUGAUAAAAUUUAUACGCGAUGUAUCAUAAUUUGAUUAUUAUAUAUAGAUAAAUAUGAAAGGUUAACAUUGGAUUCAUAUUCAUUCUGUUUUCGCGUCGUUUCGUCUUGAAUGAUUUUCUGUUUUGUUUGACUACAUCAUAGCUGACUUGUUACAAUGGGAUAAAUGAUCCUAUAGAGACAUUGUUUGCUUUAUUUCAGAUAUUGUUUGUACAAAUAUUAAAAAAAGCAAUUUUGCAAGGUAUUUAAAUUUCUUUGUAUAUUUUGAUACAGAAAAAUAUGCCACUUAAUUAAUUCGGAAAACUACCCACAAUCAAAAACUGUUCCACAAAUUUGAACGGAUUUGUAUAAAAUUACCUCAUGUAUAAAGUAGAUGAUGGUGUUGUGGCUGGUUGUCCCUCAGUGAUCGUGCCUUGCAACUGGAUAGGAAGCUAGUCUAGCAGGACAUAUCUGUAGAGAAUGAGCAGUGAAGUCUAUAUGUUGUGAGCUCUCAAUUCUGCAACCAAAUAACAACUGCUCAUCUGAUGUGGUAUUUAUUUAUGCGUGUUACCACUCCAGCAUUUUACCCGACACAAGCAGUAUUCACUUUCACUUCAGUAUUCAAUUUUUGACAUUUAUUGUUAAUUGUAUUCAAUGUUUUACACAAUAUGGAAAUCUUUGUGGAGAAACUAUGUAUGUUAUUAAACACCCUAAUAUCAGCUAUAACCAAAUAUACUACUGAGAUGUAGGAAUUUCAUAUUGAUCCUUCGUAUUGUGAAAGUCAGAUUUCCUUGGAGGAAGUGUCCCGUGAAAAUUAAGGUUAAUAAAUAAGUGUAAUUGUAUAUCAAGUUUUUGAAAUAUAUAAUAUUUGGCAUUGACGCUCUACAAUGUUAUAUAACUGGUUUCAUUGAGAUCUUUUACACCCUUUUGUCACCAUAUCGGGAUAUUGUUGCAUUGAAAUAAAUAAAAUUCAUUAAAAGAUGAAAGUGAUUAAAUUGGAAGAUGUGAAUCUGAAUGCAGGUUUAACAUGAAAAUGGAUGUUGAAAGUAUGUGAUUAUAAACACAUAUGUUCAUAUCCAGAUUGUUAUAUACUGUAGUGAGAAUAUGUGUUGUUUUUUCUGUUUGUGGUGUUUGAUCUAUCUGUUGGCAAAUUUUUGCAUGUUAGCUAAAUCUGUGAUAACCCGUGUGCACAAGUUAACCACAUUGCUCUACGUUCUAUGGAUGGUUUUGUAGCUUCGUCGUAUUGCUGCUGUAAAUUUUUGCUCAUUUUAUGCUUUAUGCUCUUGUACAAAUUUUACUUAUAUAUAAUAACUACAAUCAUGCUCAAUUCUUAACCUAACAAAUAAAAUGUUCUGUCUUAA